UCUAGCUGCCAUCACCAGAAACAGCUGUUUUCGGGUUGAGAAUGCUUGGCCAGCUUCACAGUUGACUGUUUACAAUUACCUAAUCGUUAAUUAAAACCAAAAGCAAUGUCUUGGCUGAGCAACACAUUUCAGAGGCUGUGCUACGCCUCUAAGUUUGCCAAUCUUGCUGCCGUCGGGGCAAAGCCAUUGGCGCUGACCAGUUCGACAACAGUGCGCCAGCUUUCGCAUGCUGAGAAACGUGCACGCGGUCCGACGGUGCGUCGUUAUGGCUACAAGGAGAAGAUAUUCCAGAGUGGUCUGCUCCCGCAUCUGGAUAACGGACACAAGCUGCCCAUGCCCGUGUAUCGGCCAAAGAAUGCCUGGCCGCAGAAGCGGGCGCUUUUUGGACAAAACGAUUACAUCGACAUCUUGGGCAACGAUCGACUGCAUCCGACUCGGGUGCUGUACUCGGUGCCGUCCUGGCUGCGCGGCGUCUCGGGUAAUGAGUACCAGGUGCUGCUGCGCAAGCGCCGCAUGCUGGCCAACACCAAAUAUCCGAUUGCCCGGCCAAGCAAGUGGAAGGAUAUGGAAAAGCGUAUCCUGUAUUUGUACAAAUUCCUCAAUCGAAAGACAAAAACGGGUUACUCCAAGCAAUAAUCUUACAAAUUGUUUAUAGUUGGAAUAAAAGUGGUUUUCUUUA
This is a messenger RNA of Drosophila grimshawi, 679 nucleotides long. RefSeq names its product 39S ribosomal protein L51, mitochondrial (gene mRpL51). The coding region runs from base 106 to 636 and encodes 176 amino acids. Gene Ontology annotation, cellular component: mitochondrial large ribosomal subunit. Gene Ontology annotation, biological process: translation. The transcript has a single exon. NCBI's taxonomy places the organism in Eukaryota, Metazoa, Arthropoda, Insecta, Diptera, Drosophilidae. Gene Ontology annotation, molecular function: structural constituent of ribosome. The record is from RefSeq and is a predicted model, not a curated record.